Molecule: messenger RNA, 2406 nt
Organism: Mugil cephalus (flathead mullet)
Lineage: Eukaryota; Metazoa; Chordata; Actinopteri; Mugiliformes; Mugilidae
Product: T-box-containing protein TBX6L-like
Exons: 10
Coding region: 1-1383 (460 amino acids)
Biological process (GO): positive regulation of DNA-templated transcription; pattern specification process; regulation of transcription by RNA polymerase II
Cellular component (GO): nucleus
Molecular function (GO): RNA polymerase II cis-regulatory region sequence-specific DNA binding; DNA-binding transcription factor activity, RNA polymerase II-specific
Source: RefSeq, a predicted model, not a curated record
AUGCAGGCCCUCAAUUUCCCAUUUUUCAAAGUCAACAAGGCGGCAGCAAGAACCUUAACAGAUGACACGUUCACCGGGUUUAACCAGCUCUGCAUGUCCGCCACAUGGCCCGUGAAAGCGCUGGAAGCUCAGCGCAAGAAAAAUCUGGUCCCACCCUUCCUCCCAUCAGGCUUUCAUGAGAACGGCCCGCUAACUGCUGGCUGCGUCAGAGAGCCCACUCUCCUCCCGGGACACUUAAGUAUCGGUGUUCUCCCCACAGACCCAAAAUUGGAUUCAAUCAUGUCGUCGUCCCCUUCGGCAGCUCCCUCGUACCAGCAGGGCUGCUGCAGGAUGACUCUGGAGAACGCUGAGCUCUGGAAGUCCUUUCACAGCAUCGGGACGGAGAUGAUUAUAACAAAGCACGGGAGGAGGAUGUUCCCACACUGCAGCGUCAGCUUAACCGGCCUCCAACCUUUUGUCAACUAUGUCGUCAUGAUGGAUAUGGUUCCUGUAGACAGCUUCAAAUACAAGUGGAAAAACGGGCAGUGGGAGGUGGCCGGGAAGGCAGAGCCCCAGCCCCCAUGCCGCUCUUACAUGCACCCAGACUCCCCUGCCCCAGGAAGCCACUGGAUGAAGCAUCCGCUGUCCGUCCUCAAGAUGAAGCUCACCAACAACACGCUGGAUCAGCACGGACACAUCAUCCUGCACUCCAUGCAUCGCUACUACCCAAGGUUUCACGUGAUCCAGGCGGACAGUCCGUACGCCGUCCGCUGGGGACAGACCUUCUCAUUCCCAGAGACGGUCUUCACUGCAGUUACCGCUUACCAGAAUCCAAUGAUCACCAAACUGAAGAUUGAUCACAACCCUUUUGCUAAAGGAUUCAGGGAAGGAGGUACCCAUUCCCACAGCAAAAGGUGUCGCUCAAAUAAAAGUCCUCCUGCAAAAAGACCCGCACUGGACAGGAAGAACACGUGUGACAGAUCUCCAGGCCUGCAGAGGAUGCCCUCCACCUCUCAGUCGGCGUUGGCAGACAAGAGCGAGGCCUCCAGGCAGCCGUCACCAAAGGAGCGUCACCUCUCCGCCUGGGCUCUGGAGCCGGACUCAUCUGAGAGCCUGCACGCUGAGCCCCCGGAGCUGCAAGAGUAUGACUACGGCUGUGAAGAACAGAUGGUGCCUGCAUCCACGGCAUACCAACCGUACAGAUGCGUGGAGUAUGGCAGAUUCCCAUUCCCCCCCAGUGAUGCAGAUGGAGCACAGUCACAGUCACUCCUCCACCCCGCACCUCAUCCGCUCUCCACAACUGAACAUGGCACCCAGCAACACCACCACCCCCACCCUCACCCCCACUACAGCAACACAGCAGACUGGAGCCAGUUCCCGCUCUUCCCUUAUUCCUGCUGGUGAAACGAUCGCGAUGGAUGACAUCGACGCGGGACAGGAACGCUAAAGGAACGACGGGAUAUAGGAAAACUUUUCUAAAUGGACGAACAAUGGAUGUUCCAGUAGUUUGUGUUAAAAGUGUAAAAAGUAUUUUCUAGAGCUUGUUUUAUAUGUAACUUUUAAGUUUUGGCAAUUUCACUGUACAACGGUUUGGUUUAUCUGGAGACCACGCUCUCAGCAAAAUACGCGCCGGCCCCGGGUUGGAGCGUCUGCAAUUGUCUAUACUGAAUUAGACACGGCAUGUGUUUUGAGGGAACUUUAUAUUGUGCCGUGGCCUGCCAGCUGGGAAAUAAAUGAGAAAUUUAAUCUGACGGCGUGGUGAGAAUAAAUCCUGUAACAGACCCUUCAUAAGGUAUCAAAGAUUUAAUAUGUCGCUCAUGUGUGGGGAAAUGCUUACGCACACGCAGUACACAAUGCUAUGGUGACGGAGUGUUAAAUCAAAUCAGAGCAUUUAAUCAUAUGUGUCAUAGGAGUCUGAAGAGGAAAUAAAGAUUGCAGUACAAGUAGGUGUAUACAUAUGAGUAAACCAGUGUGAAGUUCAGGUUUAUUCUUGGUAUUGUAUCUUGGAGUUGCAGCUAAUCUGAUUCAUACUGAGUUGGUUUGUUAUCGAAUAACUUAGAAUAUGAGUCGAAAAGCUGUCAGACAUGAUAGCGCCUCUGUAAGGCUUUAUUAAGUCGCAGCAAGUUCUGCAAGUUUUUUUUUUUUUUUUUUUUUUUUUUUUUUUUUUAAUGUAUUGAUACGUCAUGGGCAAAUCAUUUUUAUGCUUACACACCAUUCAUUCACACAACAGUGUGUACAUUUAGUGCAGUGGCAGCCACCAGUGCAGCAGCCCAGGAGCAGUUCGGGGUUAGAACUUCAGCCAUGGAUGUAUUAUUGUAGUUUUGUUUGGUGUUAGUAGCAUUAGUAUUUGGUUCCUAAAGUAUAGGUGCGGUGCUGGUUGGUGAUCAAAAGACGACAGAGAUACAUACACCCGUCCAAUUGCUUUUA